Messenger RNA from Colletotrichum fioriniae, 1308 nucleotides. RefSeq lists its product as uncharacterized. NCBI's taxonomy places the organism in Eukaryota, Fungi, Ascomycota, Sordariomycetes, Glomerellales, Glomerellaceae. The record is from RefSeq and is a predicted model, not a curated record. Gene Ontology annotation, cellular component: Ino80 complex. Gene Ontology annotation, biological process: chromatin remodeling.
AUGGCUUCGCGACCGCGCCGCUCGGCGGCCAAGAAGGCGCAAGAACAGAUUACUGACUGGGCCGAUAGCGAGCGAACCAGCAGCAUGUCUACCCGUGCUCGCCGCUCAGAUGGCCGGACCUCGGGCGUAUCCCGCGGCCCGCCUUCGUCACCAGGAAGUGAGCAUCUGAACCUCACUGUCAAAGUGCCCGCGAACAAGCUUCGCGAGGCCACCAGCAGGGGGCGGAACUCGACGGGAAAUAGCAUUUCGGUCAACAGCGAGGUCGUUGCCGGCAGACGCAACCGUGGCCCGAAGAAGAGCUACGUUGUAGAAUCCGAUAGCGAUGAGGAUGAGGAAGACGAAGACGAGGAAAUGGAGGAGCCUGAUGCUGAUGGCGAUGACGACGACAUGGAAGUCGACGCCGAGGGCGAGGAGGAAGAUGCCGAUGGCGACAUCGACAUGGACACCCCUGCGGCCCCCACCAUCAAGAUCUCCUUGCCCAAGGCUGGAAAGGUCACGCCUCGACGACCAGCAGCGGCGAGAGUGAUUGAGGACGAUGACGAUGACGAGGAGGAGCUUAGCGAGAUUGAAGUUAGUGACCCUGAGAACACGAUGAACAUGAGCAUCGACGUUGGGGGUGCCGGCGACGAUGAUGAUGAGGACGACGAGGACGAGGAAGACGAAGAAGAGGAUGCUGAAGGUGAAGAGGAAGAUGCCGAAGGCGAAGAAGAAGACGCCGAGGGCGAGGAGGAAGAGGAGAUUGAAGUCGCGGACGAGACUGUGGGAGCGGAUGCCGAAGGCGAGCUCGACAGCGACCUGGGCAGUCGUGAGGGUACGCCCGAUUUGACCAAGAUGACGAGGAGACAGCGGGCUCGCUUCGAGGACGAGCCUCAGCAGUACAUGAAACUCUCAGACGAGGUCCAAGCAAAGAAGGUCUUCACUGCUGAGGAGUUAUCGAUGAGAAGGGCAGAAAUGGCACGUCGACGGCGCAACCUGUCUGAUAAGCGUAACGAAGAAGUCAAGGCAAGUAUCUCCCUAUCUGCGGAUAACUGGUCAUUUACAGGACGUAUGCUAAGUGCCAGACAACAGAUGGAAACCAUCAACAAGCUUUUGAAGAAGCAGGCGCCCAAGACCAAAGGCAAGGGAGCCAAUGGUGAGGACACACCCGGCGGCGACUCAUCGAAGCCCGAUGUCGCCUUUGUCCGCUGGGUUAACUCCAAGAAGGGCAGCAUCGUUGCUGUGCCCGAGGAGAUCAUCGGAGGACCGACUGGCAAGGUGUUUGGACCUCCAGGUCUGAAAUCCGGCAAGAUGGUUGAGGAAGUCGCAUAG